GUCAUCCAUACUACUUCCCUCAUAGGAUAGCCCGGAAGCGGAAGUCGUUUGGGGAAACGGAAAAGCCCGGAGCCGGUUCCCAGCCCAGGCGGAGAUCUGUACUUGGAUCACUUGUCGAGAGGGUGUAGGGCCGGUCGUCUGCCGUGGGUUGCUGCCGCCUGUCAGGGCAGCAGAGCUCGGACGUCACCGCGCUGCACCCUCCAGCUCUGGAUUGGAUCCUGAGACAGAAUAGAUGCAUCCUUUGGCAGCUGAUUGCACCUUCCACUAGAGACAGCAGCCCAGGGAUGAAAUAUUUUGGGGUUCUAUUUCUUCAUUCUGGAAGCCAUCCAGUUUGUUCCAGAAACAUUGAUCAUCUCCUUCCUUGACAUACCCUUAAUGAAAGUCUGAUGGACAGACACUUUUUGUUGACCUUUUGGCUGUGUUCUCUCAUGUGGGAGUUGAAGACAAGGUGAAAGGGCCAAGUUACCUGCUCUGGUGAAUAGGAGCGCUCCACUUGGUUCUUGGAACAUGGGCCCUCGUUUAAAGUUGCAGCUGUGAUCCUUGGCUAUCUGUUGGCAUUGAAGGGACCUGAUGUUUUACGUUAUUGGUGGAAUCACAGUGUCUGUGGUUGCAUUCUUCUUCACAAUUAAGUUCCUCUUUGAGCUAGCCGCACGUGUAGUCAGCUUCCUCCAGAAUGAGGACCGUGAGCGCCGAGGGGACCGGACUAUUUAUGACUACGUGCGGGGAAAUUACCUGGAUCCCCGGUCUUGCAAAGUCUCCUGGGAUUGGAAGGACCCCUAUGAGGUGGGCCACAGCAUGGCCUUCCGAGUGCAUUUAUUCUAUAAGAACGGCCAGCCUUUCCCUGCACAUCGGCCUGUGGGACUAAGAGUUCACAUCUCUCAUGUGGAGCUAGCAGUGGAAAUUCCAGUGACCCAGGAAGUCCUCCAGGAGCCCAGUUCCAACGUGGUCAAGGUGGCCUUCACUGUACGCAAGGCUGGGCGUUAUGAAAUCUCCGUGAAACUUGGUGGAUUAAAUGUGGCCUAUAGUCCCUACUACAAGAUUUUUCAGCCUGGAAUGGUGGUUCCUUCCAAGACCAAAAUUGUGUGCCAUUUUUCUACUCUUGUGUUGACCUGCGGGGAGCCACACACUCUUCAAAUAGUGCCCCGAGAUGAGUAUGACAACCCAACCAACAAUUCUAUGUCCUUGAGAGACGAGCACAAUUACAGCUUGUCCAUUUAUGAGCUCGGUCCCCAAGAGGAAGAGCAUACUGGUGUCUCAUUUGAGAAAUCAGUGACAUCCAACACGCAAACCUGCCAGGUGUUCUUGCGACUCACCCUGCAUUCUCGUGGCUGCUUCCAUGCCUGCAUUUCAUAUCAAAAUCAGCCAAUCAAUAACGGUGAAUUUGACAUUAUUGUCUUAAGCGAGAAUGAGAAGAAUAUUGUUGAACGCAAUGUGUCCACCUCAGGAGUGAGCAUUUACUUCGAGGCUUAUCUUUAUAAUUCUACCAACUGUACCAGCACACCGUGGCACCUGCCACCCAUGCACAUGAGCUCUUCCCAGCGCCGGCCUUCCACGGCUGUUGAGGAGGAAGAUGAAGAUUCACCUUCUGAAUGUCAUACCCCUGAGAAGGUGAAGAAACCGAAGAAGGUGUACUGCUAUGUAUCACCAAAGCAAUUCUCCGUGAAGGAGUUCUACCUGAAGAUCAUUCCUUGGCGCCUGUACACCUUCCGAGUGUGCCCAGGAACCAAAUUUUCAUACCUUGGCCCUGACCCCGUCCACAAGCUCCUUACACUGGUGGUGGAUGAUGGCAUUCAGCCUCCUGUGGAGCUCAGCUGUAAGGAGAGGAACAUCCUCGCGGCCACUUUCAUCCGCUCCCUCCAUAAGAACAUCGGAGGCUCUGAGACCUUUCAGGACAAGGUGAACUUUUUCCAGCGAGAGCUUCGACAGGUACAUAUGAAAAGACCACAUUCCAAAGUCACCCUGAAGGUCAGCAGACAUGCCUUGUUGGAAUCGUCUCUGAAAGCUACUCGGAAUUUUUCCAUCUCAGAUUGGAGCAAGAACUUUGAAGUGGUUUUCCAGGAUGAAGAAGCUCUGGACUGGGGAGGGCCUCGCCGGGAAUGGUUUGAGCUAAUCUGCAAAGCACUGUUUGAUACCACCAGUCAGCUCUUCACUCGAUUCAGCGACAACAACCAAGCACUCGUGCACCCCAACCCUAACCGCCCCGCUCAUCUGCGCUUGAAGAUAUAUGAGUUUGCGGGGCGGCUCGUGGGCAAGUGUCUCUAUGAGUCCUCUCUAGGAGGAGCCUACAAGCAGUUGGUCCGUGCUCGCUUCACCCGUUCUUUUUUGGCCCAAAUCAUAGGACUACGUAUGCAUUACAAGUACUUUGAAACAGAUGACCCAGAAUUCUACAAAUCUAAAGUUUGUUUCAUCCUUAACAAUGACAUGAGUGAAAUGGAGCUGGUCUUUGCAGAAGAGAAAUAUAACAAAUCAGGUCAAUUGGAAAAGGUUGUAGAACUCAUGACGGGUGGAGCUCAAACCCCCGUCACCAACACAAAUAAAAUCUUCUAUUUAAAUUUGCUGGCCCAGUAUCGGCUGGCCAGUCAAGUGAAAGAGGAGGUAGAACAUUUCCUAAAAGGCCUGAAUGAGUUGGUCCCUGAGAACCUUUUAGCUAUUUUUGAUGAAAAUGAGCUUGAGCUGCUGAUGUGUGGGACUGGGGACAUCAGUGUGUCUGACUUCAAAGCUCACGCAGUAGUCGUUGGUGGCUCAUGGCAUUUCAGAGAAAAGGUCAUGAGGUGGUUUUGGACCGUGGUUUCCAGUUUGACCCAGGAGGAGCUGGCUCGGCUUCUUCAGUUCACGACAGGCUCUUCUCAGCUACCACCCGGAGGCUUCGCCGCCCUCUGUCCCUCAUUCCAGAUUAUUGCUGCGCCAACCCACAGCACGCUCCCAACUGCACACACGUGUUUUAACCAGCUGUGCCUCCCCACGUAUGACUCGUACGAAGAGGUGCACAGGAUGCUGCAGCUGGCCAUCAGCGAGGGCUGCGAGGGCUUUGGCAUGCUCUGACCGCCCUCCUGCAUUCCUCUUAGCUCCUGUGCUUUCUGGAGCAUCUGGGUGCACGCAACAGACAUCAUAACCACUGAUGCUAACACAACACAUAACCAUCAGUCAGAAGCUGCUGCAUGCUGCCCAGUGUCUGGAGUGUUUGGUCACCUACAAGCCUUGUCCUUCCCUCGCCCCCCUCUCUACCCAUCCCCCAACAGGCCACUUUGUCAUGGUAUGUAACCUGAGCUGCUUGCUCAGUCACAAGAAGAGGACCACGCUGCUGUAAUUUCACUUGGUUCCUAGAUCUCAGUAGCAGGAGCUGCCUCAUUAGCUGAAGGAGAGUACAAAAAAGGGCUCAGCUCUCACGGGAAAGCUGCUGUCCUCGCCUUGCUCCACCUCCUCUGCUAUGCUCCUUCGAGGUCCCCGCCGUGGCCCUCAUUGCUUGACCUGAGGUCUGUGCAUCCUUUGUGGGGGCAGGGUCCUGCCUUUUCUCAUCAGGAGCCAGGAGAAGCACAGAAAGGAAGUGGCCCACAUGCUCAGUCUUUGGUUUCGUCCCUCUGCACAAUGGCAGGCACAGGUGGUGGCACUGGACUACCUCUAAUGGGGACUGAGAGCACAAAAGGAUGUUUUUUGUGGUGUCCGAACUGGAAAUGGAGCUUUCCCUGCAGGCAUUUCUGGAAAUGAUCAUUAAUCCCUAAAGAAGAACUCUUAAGUUUUUUUUUGAGUUUGAGCCAGUGAGAAAAACAGACCUAAGCAUGUGAAAGAUAGCUGGGCUGUGGCCUCCACUGCUGAGUGUGAUUCUCCUUUAAGGUUCGGGGCACGUCUAGGCAAAUGGCUGGCUUGAAGACUAUACUGGUGCUGGUCCUGGAGUUCGUUCUUCACACUGAGGUGUAGCUGGGCCUGGCCACCUACCUCCAAGUUAUGCAGUCUCCUAAGAACUUUCUACUGAAGACAAUUUUGGAGCAAUGGACUGGGAGCAUAAGAAUAGCAUCCCAGUGGUCCUUGCUUCUCUCUUUGCUUGGUGUUGUCUGGCAGCACUGAGGCAAAGGGAAAAGGGACCAGCAGUUUAAGUGCUUAUCACAGGUCCCUGGGACAGGACACCAGGAACACAGAUAGAGGAGAUACGUCAGGCAGUCAACACCUAGCUGUCCCAGUUGCUUCCCUUCACUGCUUCAGUUACCAGCAAGGGGAACUAAGGAGAGAGGAAGAUACAUUAGGUUCACUGUACAUGGUGAUUCAAGAGAACCUGCUGCUGUCUCUUGGACGAUGGCAGCAUCCUUUUUCAUCAUGAUUUGAAUGAAAACCAUGUCAAGACUCAAAAUCUCAUCCACUUCCCCAAAUUUCUUUUUUUAAGAAGGCUUUGCUGCAAGCCACCAUUCCCAAUGGGGCAUUCAACUCUGAGAAUAUUACAAGCCAUCUUUGUCGCCAAAACCAGCAAGUACACAAGAGUCCAGAGAGGAGGCAGGACUUGUGGCAAAGCCUUGGCCUCCUGGAAACGUGUCUGAGCCCUCCUGUUCCCAGGGAUCGCGAGGAACAGGCCUCCUGAGCUGCUACUGUUCCUGCUUGACCGUGCUCCCUGGCAGUUGUCAUUUGUCCUUCUUGGUGUGGGUGCUGACCUCACUCAUUCCUGGGGUCCGGGAUCCAGCAUCAGGGCCUCUACACCACAGGGUCCUCCAUGCCACACGGUCACUGCUCUCCUCAGGGACCAGGACAAGGUGCUGCUGCUCGCCCCAGUGCUUUCCCAGGGGCUGUAUAUGGGUGGCUUCAGCGUUACCCCGGGAAACACGAUGCUGCCCCUCCGGCCCAGAGAGGAGUUUCCAACUGGGGGCGCGUGGGCUGGUUCCGCUGUCUUUGGCAGAUAUUCCUCUCUUGAUUCUACAUUCUCCCCUCCAGCAGCCCUCCACAGAUGGAGGCUGGAGCUGGAUUUGAUUUUCUUGGCUAGACCUGUCCUAGCACUUUUCAAAGCAUCCCGGGCACCACUGCCGCCCAGCUGCGGCAGCUGCGUCCUGUGGUGGUCCUUAGCCCCGGGGUCUUGGUUUAACAAACCCCUUUGGUACUGUUGUGGUUUUCUAUUCCACUGUACUCUCCUAACUCUGUUCAAAUGUGCAUCUGCUCUUUUUGGCCUUUUACCUCUCCCCCCGCCCCCAGUCCUGCCUUGGUACUCGCCUGUGUGGGCGGAAGGUACAGUAUGUCGGAGAGAAGGAAUAGUGUCUGUCACUUCUUGGGCAAUUUUAUAUUCACGUUUCUUAUUUUGGCUAGUUCUUUUAUUUAUGCCCUUGUGGCCCAGGUACUUCGGGGGUCAGCUAACCUCUUGGCAUUUCAAUGUCUUUGAAGGAGACCAGACACCAAGUGAACACCAAGUGACACCAAGGAGAAUAUCAGCAUGUUUCUACAACUUCAGCAGAGACCAAGCCCUGCUGCAAAUUUGUCAGGCCAGGCAAAAGGGCCAGACAGUUGCAGUGAUAGUGUAAAU
This is a messenger RNA of Pteronotus mesoamericanus, 5494 nucleotides long. RefSeq names its product apoptosis resistant E3 ubiquitin protein ligase 1 (gene AREL1). The record is from RefSeq and is a predicted model, not a curated record. The coding region runs from base 571 to 3042 and encodes 823 amino acids. NCBI's taxonomy places the organism in Eukaryota, Metazoa, Chordata, Mammalia, Chiroptera, Mormoopidae. Gene Ontology annotation, biological process: negative regulation of apoptotic process; protein polyubiquitination. Gene Ontology annotation, molecular function: ubiquitin protein ligase activity. Gene Ontology annotation, cellular component: cytoplasm. The transcript is spliced from 20 exons.